This is a messenger RNA of Pangasianodon hypophthalmus (striped catfish), 3253 nucleotides long. It is a transcript of the gene nrn1la, whose product is annotated as neuritin 1-like a. Gene Ontology annotation, biological process: nervous system development; neuron projection extension. The transcript has 3 exons. Lineage: Eukaryota; Metazoa; Chordata; Actinopteri; Siluriformes; Pangasiidae. Bases 292 to 783 code for a protein of 163 amino acids. The record is from RefSeq and is a predicted model, not a curated record. Gene Ontology annotation, cellular component: plasma membrane.
CCAAAUCAGUAGGCAUCUGUGGUGGAGUACUAGUUUGGCAUAGGCUACUAUCUAGUGCGCUAGUAGCUAUGCGGUUUUUGGACGCAGCCACUGUCCCGCCCACUUUACUACAGACGCACGCGCGGAUUCGAAUGGCACAGCGGAGUCUCGCGGGCGCUGCAGGUGGAGAGCUCAGAGCGCCUCCGUCACGAAAGCGCGGGAAAAGUGCGUGGAAACACCGACUCAGAGCCGCAGCCGGGGUUUUUCCCCCCUUCUUUCUUUCUUUCUUCUUCCCUGCAGGAUCCUUUCAGAAUGACAUCUCUGAGUAGCGUCUGCUUCCUCUUGCCUGUUGCUUUCCACCUCUUGAUGGUGCCAAGCCUGAGCUCUAUGGCUGCUGCUAGAAGGUGCGGCUCCAUCUACAAGGGCUUUGCCCAGUGUCUUCUGGCCCUGGGGGACAGCUUGUCUGUCAACAGCCAAAAAGACGAGGACAUGCACGAGAUCGACUCAAUCUGCAGAUCAUGGGACGAUUUCCAUGACUGUGCAAACCUGGCCAUGGCUGGCUGCCCCGAUGAAGCCGCUGCUGUGUGGGAGUCCCUGAGACAAGAGUCUAAAAAGAUGCAGUUUGCAGGUAACCUGUAUGACAUGUGCUCUAGUCGUAGCCAAUCAGCAGCCGACACAGGGGCUCAGAACCCAGACGAGACCAAUCAAGAGUCCCUGAAAGGAAAGGCCAGUCAUUUAAGCCUAGGCCAAAGCAUCUUUCUCCCCACUUGCUUGUGUUUACUGUUCGUCUACCUGUGGAUAUAAACCAAGACUUUCUGCUUCAAGAGACAUGCAGUGGAAUGUAAUGAAUUACCAGUGGACUGACGUGUGUGAUGUUGACAUUUCUCAAAGGUAACACAUUGUAAAUAAUAAUUCUUUUUUUCUUUAUAAAGGCAUGCUUUUGAACAGAAUUCUACACAUGUACGGUGCUCUCUUGAAUUAUUGGCACCUUCAUGAAAAUGAGCAAAAAUGAAUAUCUAAAAAGAAUAGCACAUGCAAUAAAUGAUUAUAUGGAGCUCAAACAUACAAGGAUAUUGUGUAGUUUUACAAGACACUGGUUACAAAAUUAUUGCCCCCCUUACAUUUAAUAUUUUAUGAAGCCUACCUUGGAGAGAGUAAAAGCACUAAAAGAAUAAUAGCACAAAAUCUGAAAAAGAAUAUAAAGUAUAGCUUCAUAGCAUGCUGUUUUGAGGGUGACAGAUAUUAUGUCACCUUUUCAUGUUUUUUCAAGUUCUCAUUAGUCCAAACACGACUUAGGCAAACACUGAGAACUGCAUACAUUUGCAAGCAUGCUUAAUAAUAACUGUAUACAGCAAAUUGGUUUUGUUUGACAACAUACAAUUGUCAGGAUUUUUUUUUUCACAGGAUUUGCAAAACAUGUUUAUGAAUAAAAUAUUACAGUUUUAUUACAAAUCUGUUAUUUUCUUCUGUGUAAAUAUUUGUAUAUAACAUUCACAACAAUGUAUAAUUUAAAAAAAAUGACUGAUAUGGGAAGAAAAUUAUUUACUUAAGAGAAUGUUGUGGUUCAAUUUGGGAAAUACUGUAUGUCAAAUAUUCAGUGACAUCUAGUUACAUUCCAUAUUAGAUAUUUGUGAAUAAUGUUUGUGAGCCAACAUUUAAAGCUGUUCAGCUCACAUUCCUCAUUUUUUCUUCUAUUUGUUUUGUAAUUCUUCUUGUUUUGAUUGCCAAUUUAUUACUAAUGCUGUUACUUUUUAGAGUCAGUAAGAAUGUAGUGAGGAUCCAAACUGUUCCAUCUGUUUCGCCGUGUAGUCCAAGAUUUAAAAGUACAAUCAGUGAGAUUAAUGAAUGAAUUUUACACAGUUGGAUUACUGUAAUUCUGAAGAGUCUGAAUCUGUUGAGGAGCAUUUUUAACUUUUGUUAAGAUGUAAUCUGGUGCUCCAUGGUUCAUGAAUGACAUGUGAAUGUAAGAACUACUGUACCUCAAAGAUGCACAUCAAUAUCUCCUCAGAACUCAAAUUGAUGUUGCAAUGCUCUCUAAUAAUAUUAAAAAUGUAUAACGUGACUAACAGAACAAUUUUAUUUUAUUAUCUAAUUUUAUCAUUAUUUAUUUAUUUAUUUAUUUUUUGGAAAUAUGACAUUUUGCAGUCACACUUUGUAUUCCCUUCUGACAUAAGAUUCAUAAGGAUUCCAACUAGCAUUAUACUUUAUACAAAUGGAGGAAUGAGAUAAGCUGUGAGCACUGACUUGCUCCUUCACUCUAACCUUAAUGCUCAUUACUUUUUAUGCUAGGUGGCUCGUGUGGGAUCUUAUGAAUUUGCAAUGGCGAUAGCCCUUUAAAGAUAAAGGGAGAUGUCACAUAGUGCAUGGGUUCAUUAUAAGUCUGUCCUCAUUCGUUUGAAGUUGAAUCCUAUAUCAUUUCACUGUCCAUCAGAUGGGAAAUUUUAUGUAGAAACUCUGGGAUUAAAGGGAUUUUCCACAUGGAUGCCAUCAACCAGAAACCCCGAUACUGCUUGUCCAAUGCUUGCCACUUUGUUAUUUAUGUCAAAUGGAGGUUUCAAAGAUAAUCUCAGAGGCAAAAUGAAUUUAAUUAGAACAUUUUCCAAGUAUAUAUAUAUAUAUAGUUUUAGUCCUUUUUCUAUCCUUGAGUAUGAACAUUUCACAACAUGAAGAGAUAAUAAAAUGUACUGACUGAUGAAUUUCUGCUUGAUGUUUUGCGUAAAUAUAUCACACACAUCAUGUAACAGCAGUAGAUGCUCCAUUUACAUGCUUCACUCUGAUACUCUUGGUAUGUAAGUGCAUUCUCCGUGAAAAGAAUUACUAUUUUGCUGGAUGUGUGAAAUCGCAGUGAGCUGAACACUGAGCUCUGUGCUAAUGCUAUGAAAUAUUGCAUUCCUGUCUCCAAUGCUUAUACCUUUUUUUUUUUUAUUCCUCUGCCUACAUGAAUAUUUCAUGCAUCCCAGCUGCUUUCAUAAACAUAGACAGUUAGCAGGAUGGAGAUCGCCACAGAGUGAGAACCCACAUAUAUGCACACUGGAAUGUGAGAACAUGGAGAUGUGGCUGCUUGAUCAACAGCAAUUAUUUUCACAUUAAUUGGCUUUGAACCAAAUCCCAGCUUUCUGAGUUGUGCAUCGUGAAACUGAAACAGCUAAAAACUGUGACAAAUGGAUGUAGCUGAUCUUCAAAAAGGUGCCAUGAGUCAGAUUUUUCUAGUCAGGCAAAAUCAUUGCUUGAGAGUCACUGACUGAAAAUAUGUGUGGGCUUUAUUUUUAAAGUA